This is a messenger RNA of Stegostoma tigrinum, 5656 nucleotides long. RefSeq names its product PHD finger protein 20 like 1 (gene phf20l1). The transcript is spliced from 23 exons. Bases 370 to 3891 code for a protein of 1173 amino acids. NCBI's taxonomy places the organism in Eukaryota, Metazoa, Chordata, Chondrichthyes, Orectolobiformes, Stegostomatidae. Gene Ontology annotation, cellular component: NSL complex. Gene Ontology annotation, biological process: regulation of transcription by RNA polymerase II. The record is from RefSeq and is a predicted model, not a curated record.
UAGCGGUGAAGAGCUGGGGGGAGGGGGCGGUAACAGCAGCAACAGGAGCUCAGGCGGCAGGGGCAGGCAGGCGAGUGAGCGGGCGGUUUAUGGGCUGUGCAGGCCCCCACUCCGUGUGCCAGAAAAGCCAGUUCGGAGCCAGCUAGGAGGCGGGGAGAAGCGGUGCUCGGGCCUCGGUUUCCCGGUCCCGCGAGCUGUGUGAGCGGGAGAGGCCGAGCGGAAUAUGAGGGAGGGAAGGGAUGUCUUUCGAUGUAAUCAACUCUCGCUGCUGCAUUGAUGUAUGAUGAGGAAAAAUAUUGUUCAGUAGGAAAUGAAGAUAGAGGUACUGGCAGCAGAAAAGGGUGAUUAAUAAAAGGAGGAGAGAUAAGGAUGAGCAGAAAUCCCCCAAGUCGGCCAGGAAUUGUGUUUGCGGUGGGAGCUCGUUUGGAGGCUCAGGAUUAUCUGCAAAAAUGGUAUACAUCACGAAUUGAAAAGAUUGACUAUGAGGAAGGGAAAAUGCUGAUCCACUUUGAGAGAUGGAGUCAUCGGUAUGAUGAAUGGAUUUACUGGGAUAGUCAUCGCCUACGACCACUUGAGGGACAGUCACUACGAAAAGAUGCACUCAAAGACGAUGAAGAGAUUACAGACUUCAAAACUGGAGAUGAGGUUCUUGCCCGCUGGACGGAUUGUCGCUACUAUCCUGCCAAGAUUGAAGACAUUAAUGAGGAGGGUACUUACACAGUGCAGUUUUAUGAUGGAGUAAUACGGUCUCUGAAGCGAAUGCAUAUAAAAUCGAUGCCUGAAGAUGCCAAAGGACAGGACUGGUUAGCUCUUGUUAAAGCUGCUACAGCAGCAGCUGCUGCUGCAAAGAAUAAGACAGUCGGAAAACCCCGGGUUAUUAAGGAAAAAGUGGGGAGAAAAGUGGGGAGAGGAUCCCACUUCAAGAAAGGGAGAGUGAUGUCAGAAGUUAAAGAACCAGUGGAUGAAGUGCACAAAAAACCAGAAGAACUUGCAUCUUUUGCUAUCUCAGGAAACUCUGAGCCAUUGACCUUUGAGCCAAAGCAGACUUCAGGACAUGCAGAAACAUCAGGUGCAAGGAAGAGGAAAACUAAUGUCAUCUGCUCAUUUCAGGCAAAAAGAGCACGUCUCAACAAAAUCACAGGCCUACUGGCCUCAAAAGCUGUGAGUGGUGAUGGUUCUGAAAUGCUGGAAGAUGGUAUUGGAAGCCACCAUGUGCCUGAUCAGCUGUCACCUUCUUAUACCACUGACCAGCUGAAGACUGAAGUGAGCAGUGAAGACUCCUGUACUCUGAAUCAAAAAAGUGAUCCAUUUUUUUCAUCUCCACAUUCGACCAAACUCCGAAUACAGAAAACAAAGCCUGAGGAGCCAUCUGGGAAUAUAGAAGCUUCAGAUCCUUCUCCUCCCCCAACUGUACCUCAGGGCAAGGAGUUGCACAAUAUAGAAUUUCCUCAGACAUUACCCCCACCACCACCACCUUCAGAUAUCCCUCAGACUGGCCCUUCUCAGCCCAGCAGUCCGAUCACCUGGUUAGAAAAAUCCAAACGUAGGAGACGCUCUGCACGAUUAGCAAAUGCUGCAGGGAUUGAUGGUCCCACUGACCAAGGGUAUUUACCCUCUCCAUCCAGUGAUUUGACAGGACAUUCGGGCAAAUCCAAUAAUCUGACAGACAGCAACAUACCAGAGGAUUCUGAUGGUUACCAGUUGCCUAGAGAAACUAAUUCCUUUGAGAUCAGUGACUUGGUGCCUCUUGACCUCUCCCAGCAUUCCAGGCACAAAACUUCAGCAUCUGUUUCUUCUCUUCAACUGCCUGGAAAAGAACAAACAAUGAAACCUCAUUCUAAAGUAAUAACUGAUGUGAGCGUGGCGUCCUCUUCAUCAGUAACUAAUGCCAAAAACGCAGAGGACCCAUUAGCUCCCAAAGAACCGAUCAUUGAGCUUGACCACAACAAGUUCAAGUGUAGAUUUCCCAGGUGCUUCAAAGCUUUCCGUAAAGCUAAGCUGCUAGAUUACCACAUAAAGUACUACCACAGUACAGAGAAAGGAUCUGACUCCGACACUAGCACACGGGAGAGUGGGAUGCGAUCUCGUGCCAAUUCAACCAACGUGCCACCAUCAAUUGUGGACAGCCUGGGGCUGAAGAGCCCGAGACCUCUGUCAAGUUGUUCUUCUUCACCACCUUCUAAUCUCCUGGCCUUGCAGCUGGAGAUGCCUCUUGAUAUAAGCCACAAACCCUCCAAAGUCUGCAAGAAGAAUCGAUCAUCUGUGUCUGUCAGUUCUGAAGGCACCAACAACCAACCCAGCGCUCCUGUGAGGGAGAAGAGAAUGGAAACUGUGCAUGAGAGGAUACUUAAGAAAUGUAUCGACAGAGACAGAAAUGCAGAAGUUGGAGUGAAAAGUGAAAGGAGAAUGAAGUGUGAAGAGAAGAACUCAUCGCCUGGUAAAAAGAAGGAGAAGUGUAAGGAGAAGAAAGGCAAGGAGCACGUUAAACUAAAACAGAAGAAAAAGAAAAAAAAGAAAAAGAGAUCCAAGUAUGAAUUGUUGGACUAUGAAGGAUUGAAAGAUAUUUCCCUGGAGUUUCUGGAAAGAUGUUCAUCUCCUCUAGCCAAAUCUAGAAGUUCCCUUACCUUACGGUGUGGAUCUAUAGUGAAACCAGGCUAUCUGUCACCAAAAUUUCUUCUGUCCUCUGGAUCGUUGAUGGAGCUAAGUACAGAUCAUACUCCUAGACAUGAAUCUCUUUCUGAUGAAGAGUUCUUUGAUGGUUCCUCAACGGAAAGUGCAUUGCUCAGUGAAGAUUACAGUCAGGAUCUGGACAUCUCAACCAACCCGGACGAGUCUCAAGAGGAAGAUGAAAACAAUGCAACAGUGCGAUGUGUCUGUGGAAUGGAUGAAGAAAAUGGGUUUAUGAUUCAGUGUGAAGAGUGCCUUUGCUGGCAGCACAGCAUCUGUCUGGGUUUAUUGGAAGACAGCAUUCCAGACCAAUAUAUCUGCUACCUCUGCCAGGAUCCACCAGGUCAGAGAUGGAAUGCCAAAUGUUGCUAUGACAAGGAGUGGCUAAAAAAUGGUCACGUGUAUGGACUGUCCUUUCUGAAGGAGAACUACUCCCAGCAGAAUGCAAAGAAAAUAGUAUCAACUCAUCAGCUCCUGGCUGAUGUGUACAGUGUGACUGAAGUGCUCCAUGGGCUUCAACUGAAAAUCAAUAUUCUGCAGAGCAGAAAGCAACCAGAUCUACAUCUUUUGGUCCAGUCAUGCAAGAAAUCCACUCAAGAGCAAACUACAGGAGAAAAGCUCAUGGAAUGUACAGACAGUAUUAAGCAAGCUGAAAGCAUCUGUCAUAAUCAGAGUCACAGAGAAAGACCAAGUCCCAGCAAGAGAGUAGAAGGAACCUAUAUCACUAGUGAACACAGCUACCAGAAGCCUCAUGGCUGCAGCCUUGAGCAAAACCCUACAACAGACCAAAACUGUUCAGAAGAUGAGGACACCAAUAAUUUAAAUUAUAAAACGGAUCAGAAUUCUAUAUUCAAUGGAGUUGAAAGGCACACUGUUCAAGAAAUGGGCAUCCUAACUGGAGAGGGGCCUACUGGCACUAAAGAGACAGUAACUGUUUCAAAUGAGCGUGACUGCGAUGGAAUGGCAAGAGAGGGUCGUGUCAACUCACAGUUCCCAUGGCAGCUGAACCUGCUGACCCAGAUUGAGGCUGUGCAGAAUGAAGUAAACAGCAGAAUGGAUUUCAUUGAGAAAGAGCUGAAUGUUCUGGAAAGUUGGUUGGACUUUUCUGGGGAACUUGAGCCAACAGAACCACUUGCACGACUCCCACAGCUGAAACGCCACAUCAAACAACUCCUGACAGACUUGGGAAAGGUGGAGCAAAUGGCAAAUUGCUGCUCUGUCUAGGAAGACAAGAAUCGGUGGAGUAGGGAGGGAGACAGAAAAAGAACAAUGGAUUGAAAAGCACACAGUGGAUUGGAACCACUGAGAAGCUAAUGUUUCCACAAUUUGAGUGUAGAAGGAUUGAACUCUGACAAUAACUUACAAGAAAGGAUGAAACUGGAAUGAAAAGCAAAUGGCCGAUUAGAUAUCGUACAUCAGGCUUAAGUCAGAGCUUGUCUCUCAUUCAUAGCACUUGCAGCAUAAAGUAGUCCCAUUGUUUUGUGAGCACUUGCAUACAGUACAGAGUAUUAUAAUCACUGCUCAAGUGUGCACGCAUUCCUUCACAACUGAUCAUGAAACUCUUCAAUAACAUUGUGGAAGGGUUUUCGACUGCUCAGUGAGCAGUGUAUGUAAGAUAACACAGACUAGUCAACAGCAUUUUGUGAUUAGGACUAACUGAAUCUAGCACUUGUUAUCACAGAAGCUGGAAUUACUUCAAAACAGUACAACUCCUGAAGUCAUAGGCUAGAAAACGACAGUUUCCUCAGUUGAGUCUGAUUGCAGUGAAAUAAUGCAGAGAUGAUCAGCUUACGAGUUGGAAAUUGAGGUUGCUUUAAAUCACUGCAAUGAUAUUCAUUGUGUGUUCAGUGAUAGUUGACUACUUAGAUGUUCAACCCCAGGAACAAUCUGGAAAGAGCUGCUUAUUCCUGCAGUGUGGACAUACAAGAUCCUUUCUCCAUCAGCUUCCCACCAGCCAAACUUUAGUUCCAAUGUGAAUUCUCAACACAGUACUUCUGCGUAUAUGGAGAGAAAAAGAAACCCUGAUGAAAUAUAUUGAAAUGUGCUGGCUUUUUGAGAAGUGGACAGGGAGGUAGACGUGGAAUAAAUGAACCUUCAUUGAGGCCACUGUUUCUGGUCAAAAAUUGUAUUGAGAGGUCCUUUAGUCUUAGUGCCACAGUUUGAGAUGUUAAAUUUCUGUAUGACACUCAAACUCAUUACAAUUAGAAACCAACCUGAAACUUAACAGUAGUGAAAGUACAGUUUGAGGUGUGCAUUCUUGCAGAAGACCUCAGUCUGUAAACCUCCUAAUCUGAAAUAAUUUUGCCAAGUGGAUGCAAUUUGUAAAGACCUGAGCUGCUCCAUGAGUUGUGUAUGCUAUAGUCUGAUGCAACAACAUAACCGAGAGGUUAUUGUAUGUGCCCACGUUCCAAACUCCAAACACUCCAUCGUUCCUUCCUCGGUCACUGGCAGGUCGAAGAAUAUACAAACACAAUUCAUUUAUCUAGCUGUUGACGUCCCUGAAUCCUUUUCAUUCUGAAACAUGUGUUUUGUAUACCAUAAUUAACUUAUUUCUGAAAAUGGUGCUUAAAAUUGAGGACAUGCAAAAUAGGUGGAGUGAGGAAAAUAUAUUAAAUUGGGAGUUUGCGCACAGAAAGCCAGGAGGACUUGUCAUUGUCUGGUUGCACCAGAAAUGGUUCACUGGGAACAGUAUCUGUAACCAUGUCGGUACAACAGACUUAGUGUAGUUACAUUUAAAGAAAGAUAUGAUAUUUGCAAGCUGUGCAAACAAAAUCUGUUGAUAAGGCAAUCCAGUAUUACCUUAUAUGGGUCUCACUUUUUUUUUACUGCUCAGAACACUCAGUUGCUCUUGUUCAGAAACACAUGAGGUAUAACAAAAGUGAAUUGAGUGCCAGGCAGAUGUAUUUGCUAUCAGGGUGUGUGUCAACAAAAUGUAUAUCUCAAAAAAAGUGUAUAUUUGCAUUAUAUAUAUAAAGUUCUGGAAGCUGAA